AUGUUUAGUGUAUUAAGUAGAUUUAGGGGCUCAAAGCCUGAGUCAAAGAAAGAUACUGAGAAACAAAAAAAGGAAGAGACUUUUCGGAUUUUGCACCAGGUAAUCGAUUUUGAAAGUGCAUUGCAAGCCAUGGAUUAUGUUCUUGAUGAUAGAAUGGAACAGGGAACAGCAUUAUUAGACAGUAUUGAUAAAAAAAAUGGUAGUCCUCAUACGAUUAGUGUGUUGGCAAGAGGUGUCGUAGAAUUUCUGCAAGCUACAUUAAGUUUCGAGCAUGAAGAGAUGAAAAAGGCUACAGAGACAUUGAUGAGAGCAGAAGACUUAUCAUGGAAGAGCAAGACCGAUGAUGAAAAGCAAAACUUUAAAUGUAGUUCGGUAUAUCCACCUGGGACCGUCUACGCUGUGACAUAUACAGAGUCCUUAUUAUUACAUUCAUUAUUAAUGUUAUUUAGUGAAAGUCUCGUUGAGGCUGCUAAAGCGUUAUUUAAAUUAAGAAAAGCUUAUUCGAUGCUUUCACAAAUCAUCCAAUUGGUUCACAAAGCUGAGAUGAAAAAACCUGUAAAUGGGGUGGAUUCUGCAACCCAUUCAGACGGUAUAUCUUCGACUAGUAACGAAAGUAGUCGUUGUAGUACUCAGAGCAGCAGUACCGGUGAUCGUAGUAAUCGUGGGCGAAGAAGUAAGACUCCAAGUGAAUCAGAAACAAGUUCUCUAUCAGAUGCUACUACAUUUACAUCCGUCGAUAUUCCAUAUAAAUUAACAGAAGAACAAAGAUGUGAUGACUCAUUAAUUGCACUUGCAGAAAGGAUACGGGACAUGCGAUUUGGUCGUUUGGCAGGUUCUCAUAUUGAUAAUUCGCCAGCUUUUAACAGACUGAGAGAUGAUCUUGGUCUAUAUACAACAAAGAAAAUUGAUAAACAAGGUACCAAUAUGACAGAAGAAUCGUAUAUAGCUGAGGAGUAUGAUCUAAAUCAAGCUACGAUCGAUGAAUUUAUUGCCUCUGGUGCUAAUCUAUGUUACGGUAUUUUACAAGUUGUUUUAUCAUUGAUUCCACCUGCUGUUGGUGCUGUAUUGUCUAUAGUAGGGUUUAAAGGCUCUAGAGAAGAGGGAUUAAGGUUAAUAUGGAAGUCCACAAGGCAAAGAAACGUUCAUGGUUGCAUUGGCCUAUUGGCAUUAAUGUUUUAUUAUGAUGGUCCAUUCCAAUUUAUAGAUGAUGACUUUGAUAUUCCUACAUCUCAUUAUGAUAAAGAUACUGCUGAAAUAAAUAGAAAUUAUACCAACCCUAACGAUUUCAAUUUGAUGACUAAUGAAAAAUUAUUACACCCAGGUAAAUUAUUAGAAAAUUCUUUGUUACAAGCAAGGGCCCUAUUUCCUCAUAGUGCACUGUGGUUAUUGAAUGAAGCCAGAAUGCUUUCAGCCAAAGGGAGAUUAAGCGAUUCUAUGACACUUAUGGAUUCCAUUGAUGUGAAUCAAAUUCAUAUGAGACAAGUGAAAGUUCUGAUGGUCUUCGAUCGAGCUAACACUUUGGUUAACCUGCAUGAAUAUGAAAGAGCUGCAGAAGAAUUAAUUUUUUUAACUGGUUUCAGUGAUUGGUCGCAUGCUUUUUACACUUAUUUUGCUGGCUGUUGUUAUUUAGAGAAAUGGAGACAAUGUGAAUUAAAGAUUAUUAAUUCUGAAAAUUCAGUGGUUUAUAAAGAACGUGCAGAGAAAUUACUCUUAAGUGCACCUGAUUUAUUAUCAAAGAAAACGUUUAGAUCCAAAAAUUUACCACUUGAUAGAUUCAUGGCAAGAAAAGUUAAUCAAUACAAGGCAACACAAUCUAAAUUAGGUUGUGAAUCUAUAGUUGAUGCCAUUGCUACGUCUCCUAUUCAUGAGAUUAUGUAUUUUUAUAAUGGUUACAAUAGAAUGACCAAUGAUAGUUUGAUUGUGACGAAGAGAUUAUUAACUGAAUAUCAAAAUGAGGCUACAGCAUUACAUGACCCAGAUCAAGAAUUGGUCAACAACUUAUUGUUAGCCAUCACAUUGCGUAGACUUCAAAAAUAUGAAGAAGGUUGUGAAUUACUUGACAAGAAAGUUUUACCUCAAAUCUUUACGUUACAAAAUGGUAAAGUGAAAUAUAGUAAGAAAACCAACGAUCCAUGGGCGUAUCCAACUGCCCUAUAUGAAAGAGCCUUGUUUAGUUGGAAAGAAGGUGGCGUAAAGAAAUUAACAGAAACUAGAGAGUGGUUAGUAAGAGCCCAAAAUUACGCAGAUGAUUAUGAACUAAGUACCCGGAUCUCGAUGAAGAUAAAGGCAGCCCUAGAUAGAGUAGAGGAGGCGCUAUGA
Molecule: messenger RNA, 2319 nt
Organism: Maudiozyma saulgeensis
Lineage: Eukaryota; Fungi; Ascomycota; Saccharomycetes; Saccharomycetales; Saccharomycetaceae
Source: the annotation of a GenBank genome assembly